Molecule: messenger RNA, 1383 nt
Organism: Panicum virgatum (switchgrass)
Lineage: Eukaryota; Viridiplantae; Streptophyta; Magnoliopsida; Poales; Poaceae
Exons: 2
Coding region: 301-1326 (341 amino acids)
Source: RefSeq, a predicted model, not a curated record
UCCGUUAGUGAGUGCGCCCGUACUUGACUGACUCGCGCGCGCGGUCAACCAUGGCGUCAAAGGUUGGCUCGGAUCGGGUUCCAUGGGACGGAGGAGCUAGCAAAGAUCAUCAGCUCAGCUCCUUUCGUCUCUUCUUUCAGCUCCUGCUUCAAUCCGGCCAUGUACUAGUCCAGCCGCCGUCCAGGAGUCUAGCUUCUCCCUCCAUCCCCAUCCGUCCAUCCAAAUCCAUCACCUGAAAAGUUAGCUUCUUCCUUCAAUCCCAUCGAUUGAUUCAGCGGAAAGGAGAUUAUUAGGAGAAGGAUGCAGCGGCAGCAGGAUGAAGCCACGGUGAACGCCGCGGCCAUCGUCCUCGCCGCCGCCGCGAGAACCACCACCAGCGCAGGCCGCCUGCAACUCCGCCAGCAGCUCGACGACGACGACGACGACCACGCCAGCUGCGCCGCCACGAAGACGACGCGAUGGUGGUCGCGCGUCAGGGCGAAGCUCGCGUGCUUCCGGCCCCACGGCCACCCGCAGCGCAUUGCCGACGCGUCGCCGGAGGCUGGCGCAGCGAGCGCCGCCGGUUCCAGCGGCUUGUUCCACAGCACCCGCCACGCGCCGCAGCCCGCGGUGGCCUUCGUGGCGCCGCCGCCGUCGCCGGCGUCGUCCGCGCUCACCUCCUGGUCGCCGUCGCCCGCGGCGCUCGUGAACGCCCACACCACCACCAGCAGCAGCUACAGCUCGCCCACGGCCUCCAUCUUCGCCGUCGGGCCGUACGCCCGGGAGCCGCAGCAGCUGGUGUCGCCGCCGACCUUCUCCGCGGGCCUCACCGAGCCGUCCACCGCGCCGCUCACACCCCCCGCGGAGCUCUCGUGCAGUCCCCACCCGCUGGCCACCACGCCGUCCUCGCCGGAGGUCCCUUUCGCCCGCUUCCUCUGGCACCCCGUCGCGGCGGCAGACCACCAGCACCAGCAGCACUUCUCUGGCGGCGGCGGCGCGGAGGGCCUCCUCAACGCGUAUUACCAGCUGCAGCCGGGCAGCCCCAUCCUCGUGUCGCCGGGAUCGACCUCCUCGUCGCCGCCGUCCUGGACGGUGCGGGCGCGCAACGAGGGCGUGUCGCUUCUUGACGGCGGGCGCAUCCCCAUCACGGAGGAAGGUGGUGACUCUGGCAGCGGCAGCGCGAGCAGGAACGACGACACGCAUGACGAUGAAGCGGCCAAGAGCGGGGGCGAGUUUGUGUUCGGCAGUAAUGUCGAUGCGGCGGCCGGUGGUGCGGUCGCCGGCGGUGAAUCCUUGGCCUUGGGAGACGCGACGGAGCAGUGGCCCUUCCACCUUGCUCAUGGUUGAACUCUGAAUUUGGGUAGUACAGUACAGUACAAUACAUUUACAUGCUGCUGCCGGCCA